AAAUCGUUCUCUUUUCCUAAAACAAAUUUACUUUAACGCCUUUCUGCGAUUCGAACUCUCUCUCUCUCUCUCUCUCUGUUCUAAUUUCACCGAAAUGGAAAAAGAAAAGUUGAAGGCAAUGGAUGCAGAACAACUGAGAGAGUAUGGUCAUCAAAUGGUGGAUUUUGUUGCUGAUUACUAUAAAUCCAUUGAGGAUUUCCCUGUUCUUAGCCAAGUUCAGCCAGGGUAUCUUGGUAAGCUUAUACCUGACUCUCCUCCAAUUCAUCCAGAAUCUUUACAAGAUGUUUUAGAUGAUGUAAAAUCAAAAAUAUUUCAAGGGGUAACACAUUGGCAAAGUCCAGGCUAUUUUGCAUAUUUCCCUUCUAAUAGUAGUAUUGCUGGAUUCCUGGGUGAAAUGUUGAGCUCUGGCUUGAACAUAGUUGGGUUUAGUUGGAUAAGUUGUCCUGCAGCAACUGAACUUGAAGUAAUUGUUCUAGAUUGGCUUGCUAAGUUACUCAAGUUGCCUGAUGUCUUCCUUUCUACCGGAAAAGGAGGAGGCGUAAUACAGGGAACUGCUAGUGAAGCAGUUCUAGUUGCAUUAUUAGCUGCGCGUGAUAAAAUGUUGAAAUUAGUUGGUAAAGAUUCUCUUGGGAAACUGGUUGUCUAUUCAGCUGAUCAAACUCAUGCUUCCGUCAAAAAAGCUUGUCAGAUUGCAGGAGUCCACCCUGAAAACUUCAGGAUCUUGAAGACCAAUCCAUUGAGUUCAUAUGCUCUUUCUCCUGAAGUAGUUUCUGAAGCUGUAUCGCAGGAUGUUGCUUCUGGUUUAAUACCUCUUCUAUUAUGUGCAACUAUUGGUACAACCUCAUCAACAGCAGUUGACCCGUUGCCUGCUCUUGGAAAGAUCGCUAAGAGUAAUGGAAUUUGGUUUCACGUUGAUGCUGCCUACGCUGGAAGUGCUUGUAUCUGUCCUGAAUACCGCCACUAUCUCGAUGGUAUUGAAGAAGCGGACUCAUUUUGUAUGAAUGCACAUAAAUGGUUCCUUACCAAUUUCGAUUGCUCAGCGCUCUGGGUUACGGACAGAGCUGCUCUUAUCGAAUCAUUGUCCACUUAUCCAGAGUAUUUGAGAAACAAAGCUUCAGAAACAAAUACAGUUGUGGAUUAUAAAGAUUGGCAAAUUCCACUCGGUCGUCGAUUCAGAUCUCUGAAACUGUGGAUGGUUUUGAGGUUAUACGGCCAGGAAGGCUUACAAGCAUACAUUAGAAAUCAUAUAUCUUUGGCAAAACGAUUUGAAGACCUUGUUCGUCAGGAUUCAAGAUUUGAGGUGGUUACACCUAGGACAUUUGCAUUAGUAUGUUUCCGGCUGUUGCCUCCUGAUGAUGAUGAAAGCCAGUGUGAUAAGCUCAACCGUGAGCUCUUAGAAGCUGUAAAUUCUACCGGAAAGAUUUUCAUUUCUCACUCGGUUUUGUCUGGCAAAUAUAUGUUACGCCUGGCUGUUGGAGCACCACUAACCGAGAAGAAGCACAUAGAUGCAUCAUGGGAGAUAUUUCAAGAAAAGGCCACCAUUUUAUUGAAGCCAUUUCAAAAUGGCACCCAUAUUUGUUCAAAUGGUUCUAACUAGGAUGAAGAGACAAAACUUACAAUCUGGUGUUGCUAACUGCAAUCCCAUUCAAAUCUUCAAAAUAUACAAAAUAUUAAUUUUAUAGGUAUGUUUUGCCGUCUUUCAUUCCUCUUCAAACCUUGACCGUAGUUUUUAUAAGCAGGAUACAUUGGGUAUAAUAAUGAUGAUUCAUAUUUAUAGAUGUCCACUUUAUGAAGAACUUUUAUACUUUGAAUGUACUUUAUAGACUGCAAAAAUGCAAAACUUCCUAAGAACUCUUAUUUAUCGUUAUUCACUUAUUUGGCUUAGCUUAGAUCAUUGGAAAUCGUACAAAAUACAAACUUGACGUGCAAAAUUUAGGUCGUUGUAUUUUAUCAAUUGACUCGUAAAUAUUCUUAAAUAGAUGAAACUUAUACUACCUCACCUUAAAGGCGUAUUUUAGACUCAUACUAUAACUUGUGGUAUAAUUGUUAUCAUAAUCCAGAAUGAAUCCACAAUUUACGCUAUUAUGUCUUUAUUACAUAAUUCUGAAUGAGUCCACAUUUUAGACUGAUGAACAACAUCGAAGCUAUACGCAUUAUCUACUCCUUUUGUCUUCCUGAUAAUGCAAAAAUUUAUAAUUGCACGAGAAUUAAGAAAAUACAGUGAGAUAAUUAAAUUGCGUGGAUAUAAUUGAAAAGUAGAAAAACUAAAAUGAGAUGUGAAUAAAAAUUGAAGCAAUGGUGAAGGCGCCCAAAAUAGAUCUUUCAUCGACUUUUCAAAGCUUCAAUGUACAAUCCAAUCAGAGUACUAGCUGAGAGUCACUUACAUUUGUUUAAUUUGCUUAACAAAAAAUCAAAUACCCCUCCCUCUUGGAGUAUAAUUUGCUUAUACUCUAAGUA
This is a messenger RNA of Amaranthus tricolor (Joseph's coat), 2457 nucleotides long. RefSeq names its product phenylacetaldehyde synthase. Gene Ontology annotation, molecular function: carboxy-lyase activity; pyridoxal phosphate binding. Gene Ontology annotation, biological process: amino acid metabolic process. The transcript is spliced from 14 exons. The record is from RefSeq and is a predicted model, not a curated record. Bases 95 to 1597 code for a protein of 500 amino acids. NCBI's taxonomy places the organism in Eukaryota, Viridiplantae, Streptophyta, Magnoliopsida, Caryophyllales, Amaranthaceae.